Molecule: messenger RNA, 1833 nt
Organism: Aspergillus nidulans FGSC A4
Lineage: Eukaryota; Fungi; Ascomycota; Eurotiomycetes; Eurotiales; Aspergillaceae
Product: protein atnN
Exons: 2
Coding region: 1-1833 (610 amino acids)
Source: RefSeq, a predicted model, not a curated record
AUGGCUCCAAAGGACUCCCAGGUCAGUGCAUCGAACGAGAUGACCGGCAAUCCUCCCUCCUCCGUGCAGGGACGGUCGCGAAAUGGGUGCAUCACUUGUCGCAUCCGUCGCGUUAAAUGUGAUGAAGAACGACCGCACUGUCGACGAUGUCAGUCAACGGGCCGCAAAUGCGACGGGUACACGCCUCUCACGGGCCAGCAACCGAAGCAGCAACCGCCACAGCAAGCGGCGAAGGCAGGCUCAUCUGAGUUGCGCAUUAUCCAGCACACGCCGCAGGUGACCCAGCCCACGCAGCUUUGCAUGUUCCCCGGCGUAGAUACACUGCUCACAGAAGACGAAUAUCGAGCGCUGGAAUUUUUCAAUGUUCAAACCGUCUCAUGCUUUGGACCGCGUGCCGGGGGCUGGCUGCUGAACGCCGCCUGCCAGGAUUCGGCCAUUCGACGAGCUGCGAUGGCCCUAGGGACCAUGCAUCGCGUCGUGCUAUACCACAGCAGGACGCCUCCGCACGAUCGCCGCAGAGGUAUGCAGCUCGCUCUGCAGCAGUACAACUCGGCUAUUCGACAGGGACUAAAACUGUUUGCGGGCAGCAACGACAGCUCCGCGGACGGUAUCCUUUCCAUGUGCGUGCUCUUCUUCUGCUUGGACAGCCUUCAGGGCCACUUCCGAUCGGCUUUGCGACAUGUAGGGUCAGGGCUGCGCAUCCUCGCCCAGCGCCAGCUACGCGGACAACGGGCGGAGAACACACUGUUGCCACCGGACGUGAUUCAGUCGUUGUUCGCCGCCCUGGAGGCCCAGAUGCUGGAAAUCGAUGGCCAGUCGCCGCUGUUAGAUGAAAAUGGACUGCCCGUACGAGGCGCCGGCCGGCCGGCGCCCCUCUGGACGCUCGAGGAGGCCCAAGAUACCUUUCGAAGCAUCUACAAUGAUUUUCUUCGCUUGUUGAGCUUCUCAGCAAGACUCGAAGAGCCGGUCGACGAACUGGAGAUGGUGCAGAUCGUUGAACAGGUAAUGGCACGCAAACAGCAGGUGCAGACGGAUCUCGACGCCUGGUCGCUCGAGUUCGACCAUUUCCUCGCCCACAUCUUCCAUUGGGGCAACCAGGCGUCGCAGCAAUCGGUCCGAAUGCUCCAGCUCUGGCGCACCAUGCUGACCAUGGUGCUGCACAUGGGGUGGCCUCCCCAAGACACUGCUUGGGGGAGCCAUCUCAGCGAACUCAAUAUAAUCCUCGACCUCGCCGAGCAAAUUAUCGUCAUGUCGCCCCCUCUAGAACUAGAAUCAUCGGCCGGUUCGACCUUCAGUCUUCAGGGGCACUCUCGCGCCGGUAGCCCCUCUGGGUCCCGUAGCCGCAGCAUGUCCACGUCCUCGUCCGCGUCUCGCGAUGACUCUCCAACAACAACAACAACAACAACAACAACACCAACACCACGACUCAAAAAGGAAACAGACCCCCAAUCCACCUACACCCCCAUCCUUCCCCGCCCAUUUCACUCAUCACCCUCACGAUUUACCUUGGCCCUCGGCAUCCUCCCAGCCCUUUGGACAAUCGCAACCCAAUGCCGCGACUCUAGCGUACGCUACCGCGCUAUCGACCUGAUCGGACGCAGCAAGCGCCGCGAAGGUGUCUGGGACUCAGACCUGCACUUUCGUCUGGCACUGCAGCUUGCUCGCCAUGAAGAGCAAGCGGCGGGGCUGGACGCCGGCGCGGAGUACACCCACGCACGUAUCCCGCCUGAGGCGCGGGUGACGCUAAAUGGAAGAUUCGAUGAGGGACGGAAGGCUAAGAUUAGCUAUAUUCGAGAGAAUGUUAGGGUCGGGGAGGAGAUUUUUCACUGGUAA